Trichobilharzia regenti is the source of this 2665-nucleotide messenger RNA. The record is from the annotation of a GenBank genome assembly. Lineage: Eukaryota; Metazoa; Platyhelminthes; Trematoda; Strigeidida; Schistosomatidae.
CUUGACGGAAACCUGUACUCGAUCGCAAAUUUCCAUGUCACCUAUUGUGCAGCAGCUAUUACUGUUGCAGGAACCGAAUAAUAUGGUCGAUAUCGAAUUUGUGCAUCCUUCUGCACUUUUGCGUGGUGUUUUGAUAACUGAAAGUCAAUGGAAUGCGUAGAUACAAGCGAAAAUUAAUGUUCCUAAAUGGGCAGAAACUUCAAUGUUUUACGAUCACCUAUAACUUUCGCUGUUUUCUGCCAAAGUUUUUAAAUGCAACAUUUUAGUCAUUUGGUGGGUUUGAAUACCAUUCUCGUGAUCAGGUACGUAAAGACAUCUUGGGUAUAUGUCAUUUCGCCCCAUUAUAGAGUUUGGUUUCAUAAACUUCCGAUUUUUGUUAUUGUCCUGGCGCCAUAUUAUAUGCGUUUUUUCGAAGUUAAUUCUCAAAAUUAUUGUAAAACCGCGUAGAAGUAUUGUCCGACAUCUCUUCAAUCCAUGGACCGAAGGUAUGAAAGUGUUUGCUGUAUCCAUUUAGGGAGGGCUCGUCGAUUUCUGCAAGUAAAGGCUACGCAUCAUGUUCCUAAAUGCCUCCAGAAGCGAAUGUAAUCUUCAGAAGCUAUUAAUGGCAAGAACAGGAAACCCAGCUCCUCUAUUGCGAAACGUCUUACAGAGACAGGAUAUAGAAAUGACGUUGGUACAUUUUUAGACCUAUCUGUAAAACGUGUUUGGAUCGCAUCCUAAAGUUUGUGGAAGCCCAAGUGUGAUUAAGAAGUUCAAACCGCCUUUGUGAGUUCCAAAAUUAUUCGUCAUCACACGAAACCUUCUUUGUUAAACUUCGUUUUGAUACCAGUCAGGGUAGAUGUAUUAAUGCCUCUGAUAUUUGGUUUAGUGAGCUUCAUUGUUAUUUUGGCCUUUAAUAUGCGAUUUUAAUUCCACCCAAAUUUAUGUCUAACCCCCUAACUGUAUUAAUUUCAUAUGUAUUCCCAUGACAAGUCCAUGCGUAAGCAGAUUGUCCAAAAGAAGUUGCACAAGUACAACACUACACGAUUCAGACAAAUUACGUCUUAUUACUUCGCCUAAAUUUCCACUUGUGUCAAAAAUAGUGACUGAUGUAAUCGCGCAUUGGUAUAAACUUCCAUUAAUUCUUACUGUGCUCUCGUUAAUAUUAUAUUGGUAGUUAUAUUCAUGUAUACAUCCUGUGAACCAUUGUUUUCUUUUUUAGGUAAUCUGUAGUUCCAGUGACCUCGUGGGAUUCGUUGCUAAAGAAAGCGGUUUUCAGUACCGUUGAUUUUGUAUUUUGUGUUGAAUCACUAACAAAUGUAUUCUCUAUACCCUAGAUAAACAUUCUACUUGUUAAUAGUCACAACUAACUUCAUAGAAUGUUUUGAGCUACAGAGUUAGGGUCAUGCGUUGUAUUGGGUAAUGAAUUUAGAAAAAACGUCCGCCCCUGAGGUAUAUUGUCGUGAAUACGGAGUACAUUCUCAUUCUCGUGAUAAAUCUGUUAGCAGUAAUUAUUAUCAGUACCUAUAUUUCGUAAGGAUGGUAUAUAACAAAACGUACUAAUUCAGUAGUCAGAGGUUAGAACUAUCGGUUAAAAUCGAAACAGGUGCUCAUGUAAGGGAAAAUUGAUUAAUUGAAAGUUAAAACAUCACGUAAGUGAUAUAGUUUAUAGCAUCGUUUACAUGCGAAUAGUUAAGGUUAUUUAUUUAGAAAUGAUGGUAACUUGUUGUUGGUUUAAGCGAUCUUUUGUUUGAUAGGAAAUAGGUGGGACAUUAUAACUGAAAAACAGUAUAACUGGACAAGCAACAUCUACUGGCCAUUAUACACAUAUUUUGAAGUAAAACACAAUCGGGCAGAUUAUCUCGAAGACAGGAGUAGAGCACUCUUCUGAAACUAUUAGUUUAGUGAGUAACUAAAUUUGUCUUUGAAUUAAGACUGAAAGUAAACGGCAUAUUGGUAGGCUAAAUGAUUAUCAUUAUUCGGUUUCGUCAGAAUAAGUAUCCGACUACUGUUUCACUCAUCAUUCUGUCCUUUGAAUAACUUAGUAACAUGGUGUUUACUUUCGGAUCCAAAUUACUAAGUUAAGGUUAAUAUCAGGAAGGAGGGUGGCGUUAGCUGAUCAGUAGAUAUGGUGGGGGUCACUAAGGUGAAUCGCCCCAUUCUGCAGGAACAGCAAUAUACAAAUUAAAGGCUCGAGAUAUUUCUGAUUUUUAUGAGGGCUUAGAUCUUUAUCUUGAAAAAGAUAAUAAUGAACGCCUUGACAGAUCAUGCUUCUACCUUUAAAUAUAUACCAUUCGCUCAGCCUAUUGUUGAGACGCGACCACGCGGGAUCUGCACAGAUUUAUGGGGCAUCUUAUAAACUAACUUGCUGUCCGUUGUCUGAUCUUUAAAUACCACUUCACAAUGUCUUAUCUCAUUCAUUUUCCAAUGACGUCUUUACUUGAUCCUCAUUAUAUCCCAUUAAACCUAACAUUUUACAGCUCUUUAUGACUUAUUAUAUUCCUACUCUCUGAAGGGUACGGUUGUACACUAAAUGCACAAAAAGGUAUAAAACAAAAACAACUGGCACAACUGAGGAUAAAUGUAUUAAAACCAAAAGUGGACAUCAUGAUAGUACGAGAUAUACGUGUAGCAUUAUACAUUGCAAAUGAACGUUGUCAGCCUAGGGAGUUUUCUUUAUUAAUGC